AUUCUAGACAAAUUUCCAAACCAUGCUUAAGAAAAUUAUUAUACUGUUUAAAAGAUUUUGUAGAAUUGCGCAUGUGUCAGUUGCGCGCUAGCCUGCUGCGCAUAUCAGCCUGUUAAAUAUUCAGUUGUGCCGCUUUUUCUCAAGUUUCGCACGUGUUUAAUGUGUAUUCCGGUGAUUUUUAUUAUUGUGAGAGUUUUUUGUUUUAUUGAAAUAUUGAUGAACUGUUGCCGUGUAGAAUCGUACGAGUUUGAAGGCAGUGUAAACAAGCAGUUUACAGAUUUGAGUCCUGUUUCGAGGUCAAAUAUUGUUGAUGUCGGUGCUCCCUGUUUGUUCACAAAUGUAUCUACAAAUAAUGAUAACGAUUUAAGUGAGAAAUUGAUUUCUAUUGUACAAGAAAGUGUACAUUAUAAUGGAUCCUGUUUAGAAAAAGACGUACUUAAUUUCACUUUAGAGCAAAAUGAUAGCAGUUCAAUGCUAAAUGAUUGCCGUUUAGAGCAAACUGAUUGUACUUCAGGAUCUUCAGUCAAAAACACUUCGAAUUGGGUUUUACAACAUUUCUUGGAGAGCAGUGGCGAAGGGAAGGUAAUUCUCAAGGCCUACAUUGAUAACAGAAACUUCCUCAGUGAUCAAUCAAGGACUCUGUUAGUGCAUUUGAUAAUUAGAAGUGAAAAGGAGAAAUUGCUUAAGUACCUCAAAGUAGGAGAACAGAUAGAUGAUUGGAAAAUCGAUAAACGUAAAUUUAAAUUUUUGGCUUCCGAAAUUGUAAAAACUUUUCCAAACGAAGGGGUGGCAGUUUAUUAUUCGCCGUUUCACAUCGAAAACGGAUGUAGAAUUUUAGCAUCAGGCAGGCUUUAUGAUAACUUUAAUUACGAGAAAGCCAAAUUGAGGAAAGCAGGCAUAUUAAAGCCAUCAAAAAAAACUAAGCCGGAGGAAAAAACGUUCAUAAUAUCAGAUUCACAAUCAAGAGAUCUUCGUUGGCUGGAGGAAAACUCUACACCUUGGGACGUUAUUGAGAAGCUUUGGAAAUCAACAUUUUCCGACCGAAGGGAAAUGUUAUUGUCUAAUAAAAAAAGCUUAAACGAGUACCUUGAUUCAAUUAAAGCUUUUAAAGAGCACGAAGGAAGAAAAUUAGUAUUUUAUUUUUUUUUAUUAGAUAUUUUCUUUAAAAAAGUAUCACUGAUUUUCAUUAUUUUAAUGACAACUUUUUUUCAGAUUGAAUUAGACUUCAAGCUGUUGUAUCCGGAUUCGACGAAUCCUUUUCCUCAAUUUUGGAAUGUAGUUAAGCCAAUUUUAGUUCAACAUUUAAAUACAACUAGAAUUGCAGAUGCGAAUGAUAAAAUUCUUUUGUCGUUAUUGUCAGCUCUGGAUUCCUCUUCUCAAGAUGUUAUAUUGUUUUAUUUGUUGCUGUAUGUAAUUCCCUGCGGGAAUUCUUUUGUUCAAGGAAAACGAAAACGAAAGGACCAAAGCAACGAAUUAGCAAAACAGUAUACAAAAUUAAAUACACAGGAAAAACGUGAUACUUACAUGUUGCAUGUCAAGACCGUAAGCGAAUUCCAGCCAACAUUAGACAAAAUACGAGAGAACGCUAACGAAAAAAAGGAAGAUUUUAAACCACUCACAGUUAUUGUUGGCCCAUUGGUAAAAAUUGAAAAAUUUUACGUUGUCUUCAGUAACAUAACCUAUGAAUGUGAUACGUUGCUUAAUGCCUUUCACUUGAGUUUCAUGAGUUUUCAAUCUUUUAACUGUGAGUACCCAAUGUAUUCGAAAUCUAUAUGGCAUUUUAUUCAAAGCGCCCUGUAUGGAAUUAAUAUCACCGGGAAAAGAAUUUCAAACAAACUUAAUGUUCUUAUAGCUCAAACAAAGCAGGCUAUUGAACUUUCGAAAGUGAUAGAAAACUAAGCG
This is a messenger RNA of Leptopilina boulardi, 1902 nucleotides long. RefSeq lists its product as uncharacterized. The record is from RefSeq and is a predicted model, not a curated record. NCBI's taxonomy places the organism in Eukaryota, Metazoa, Arthropoda, Insecta, Hymenoptera, Figitidae. The transcript has 7 exons. Bases 160 to 1899 code for a protein of 579 amino acids.